GGUUGAAAGGUGAACGGGAGUCGUCCAUUUGUCUCGACACUCCUCGCGUCACGUCAAUGCAGGCACGGCCGGCUAUCGAAUAAAGUAGCUUAAAACUUGGUGUCAAUCAUGCAGUGGUGCGACAAUGACUAUUUUCAAAAAGUUGGCGAAGACUUUGUGCAGUGGUACUACAACCAGUUUGAUAACACCAACAGGAUGGAACUGGUUAACCUUUAUGCUGAAGGUGCUACUCUGACAUGGGAAGGAACCCUCUUCAGUGGGAGAGAAGCCAUUGCCGGAAAACUGACUGGCAUGCCGUUCCAGCAAAUUAAGCACAUUAUCACAGACCACGAUAUCCAGCCCACAUUCGACAAAAGCAUCCUCGUCAUGGUGUUUGGACAGUUAAAGGCUGACAACGAUUUACCGUUGGCCUUCCACCAAGUGUUCAUGCUGAAGCCGCUGAACGGCAACUGGGUGUGCACGAACGACGUGUUCCGCCUGGGUUUACACAACAUACCCGUGGAGUCGCAAUAGCGGACAAGCCUUCAAACAAGUCCCUCAGUGUUUUCCCCCGCCCACUUGUUCAUCCCAUCCUCUUCGUAUGUCAUGUCAUAGUUUUCACGAAGAGUUAACAAAAACAAAUUUUUUUUUUCAGACUA
This is a messenger RNA of Phycodurus eques (leafy seadragon), 638 nucleotides long. RefSeq names its product nuclear transport factor 2-like. The transcript is spliced from 5 exons. Gene Ontology annotation, biological process: protein import into nucleus. Bases 109 to 513 code for a protein of 134 amino acids. The record is from RefSeq and is a predicted model, not a curated record. Gene Ontology annotation, cellular component: nuclear pore central transport channel. Lineage: Eukaryota; Metazoa; Chordata; Actinopteri; Syngnathiformes; Syngnathidae.